AUGGAUAUCAAUAAUAACAACAAUUUACAUUUUGAGGAACUAAGAUCUUCUAUUGGUUCUUCCAUUAGUCCGGUCAAUGUGAUAGGUCACAUCGUAUGGUGGAUUCUAUUUAGUUUAAUACGACUCUUAGAUUGGAUCGCCAUCCGGAUUCCCGGUGCACUACUAAAGGUUCUUUCCCUUCAAUUGCUGAUUCGAUUGAGUGUGUCGUCUGUUUUGAUUGGUCUAAGCCUCAUCUCAGCAGUUUGCUAUGUCGUAGUAAGAUACACGUACUUGACCAAGUACUCUGAGACAACUCAACCUGAUUUGGGCAGUUGCACUAAACCCAACGAUGCUGGUGAUGAUGAAGGGCUCAGUAGCUCUAUUGAGAAGAAGAAACGAAAGGCUGAAGAGAAACGAGAUUAUCUUGAAGAGUUUCUUUCUGGACUCAAGGUGUUUGGAUAUUUGGAACGACAAGUGUUCCAUGAGUUGACGAGGAAUAUGACCACUCAACGACUCGAGGAAGAUGAAGUUGUUUGUCUUGAUAGCUCCGUAGGGUUUCUGGUGGUUCUAGAAGGUACGGUUCAAAUCUAUAUUAAAAUGGACUCUAUAAGUACCACCCAGGGUCAAGUUGAACUUGAUGAAAAGAAUUACCUCAACUUGGGCGAAGAAGAUAGAUUUGUAUUGGAGAAUCAAAGAUAUCAGCUUUUGAAUGAAGUCAAGAGUGGAUCUCAUUUAUCAUCUCUCUUAAAUAUUGUUGACUUGUUUUCUAGUCUGCCAAAGAGUAGUGAACUCAAUAGUCCAGGCAAUACUACUAUUCCCAGUAGUCCUUAUCUUCAUAGCGAUGGUGGUAUUGGUGUUGGUGUUGGUGAUGGUGUAAGAUUAAGAUCUCAUACUGGGUCUGGAAUUCAAACAGGUAUCUCUCUGCCAACCUUAGCAUCUUCAUCAUCAGAAGCUCAAGACAAUUAUUAUCCAGAGAUCCUUAUAAAGGCUAAAACUUAUAAGAGCUUGAAAUCAGCUAAUAUUGCUAUAGUUCCUGCUAGUGCUUUCCGAAGAAUAGAGGCCAAGUUUCCCAAAUCAACGUCUCAUAUUAUCACUAUGGUUCUUAUGAGAUUGAGUAAGGUUACCUUCAACACUUUUGAUAAGUAUUUGGAAAUGACAAGAGAACUUAUGGACUGUGAGGCUCGUUUAAAUAAAAUGAAUACUCCAGAAGUUAUCUUACCCAGAUUUCUUACUGAAGGUAUCAUCGAAAAGGUGAAACAAGAACGGGAAAGAGGUGGUGAACAUGAUAGAACCAUAAUGGGUAAGAGGAAAUCUCGGGAAACUUCAUCGGUUAGUAUAUCGAGUUCUCACUCAGAAAAGUCAAUGGGUGAUACUACUUCAAGAUAUGUGGUUCUUAAUUCACGAAUGAAAUCUUCACUUCCUGGAGACUUGCUUUCUUCUGUGCCCAUUUCAAGGACAACAGAAAGCUUAGAUUCAGCAAACAAUUCAUUUAGUAAUGAGAAUAGUACGGCUGCUGCUGCUUCUACUCCACCUCCUAUUUCCUUGGCCAAAAGGAGAUUGCCUCAUCCUAUUUCAAGAACUAAAUCUUGGGUUCAACCUGAUUUUAGGAGACCUGCACCAGUAGCCAAUCAAAUGGAAGAAACAGAAGAGAAAACACUACUUCUUUCAAUAGUGGAAUCAAUAUUCAAAAUCUUGGGAAUAAAUCAAACCAAAAACAUGGAAAGUUGUUUGACAAGAUUCAAUUCUAAUUCAGUCAACAAUUCAUUUGUUGAUUUUGAAACCUUGUUGAAAAGUAAUGGAGGACCUGGAACGUACGCUGGAUUUCAAGAAAAGUGUUCUCUGUCCUUUGAACCAAUAGCUGAAAUGUUACCUAUGGAAUCUGUGGCUUAUACCUUACGUAAAGGUGAUGGUGAAAGUUCCUGUAACGGAACAAAGCUUUACAGUCCGGUAAACGUUAAUAUUGGUCGUUCAAGGGAACCCUUGACUAGUUCUCGAAAGGAAAAGCGUGAAUCAUUUGGGGGAUCAACUCGGGGUGAUAUUAAUUACGAUUUUAUCAAAGAAGCCUUUAGUGAAGUUGUAGAAAUCCAUCAUUAUGUCGCUGAUUCUGUAUUAGUCAAACAAGGUGAAUACAAUUCUGGUCUUUGGUAUGUUAUUGAUGGUGAGUUACAACUUGACUAUGUCAAUAGAGAUAGUUCUAAGUUGCUGGUAUUCCAUACUGUAACUCAAGGAGGAAUUGCUGGAUAUUUAUCUACUGUUGUUGGGUAUAAAGCAUUAGCCACCAUCAAAACCCCUAUAGAUAAAGGUGCAAUCAUAGCCCAUAUUCCUAAAGCUGAUUUUUCAAGGUUAUUGGAUAAGUUUUACUUUCUUCAAAUCACUGUUGCUAGGAGGUUGAAGAGUUUAUUUACUCCUGAGCUUUUAACCAUUGAUUAUGCCUUGGAAUGGACCCAUAUAAAAGCUGGAGAAGUACUUUCAGCUCAAGGCGAAGAAGCCAAUGGACUUCAUAUAGUAUUAAGUGGAAGAUUCCGUGCAAUUCGAUUUGGACAUAAGGAUCAAGCUCCUCAAACCAUAUAUGAUGCUGAUUAUGAAGUACCUCAAUUGGAAGAGUUUGACAUUAGAAGACAUGACAAGAACUACCAAGAAUAUGAAGUUUUACGAGAAUAUGGUCAUGGAGAUUCCAUUGGUGAAGUUGAGGUCCUAACAGCUGCUAAACGGUCCAAUUCUUUAAUUGCAGUCAGAGAUUCUGAAACUGCAAGGAUCCCUAGAACACUUUUUGAGAUGUUGGCGACUCGUUAUCCAUCAUUGAUGAUCAAAAUAUCAAGAUUGGUGGCUCAGAAGAUGGCUACCAAUGUCAAUGUAUUCCUGACAAAGGAUAACUAUUUCUCCAACACUCCAUCAUACAUUUCCAACGACUACAAGACCAUUACUAUUAUUCCUAAUACCAGAGAUCUCCCAGUACGAGAGUUUGCCGAAAGAUUAGUCUCUUCAUUUAAAGCUAUAGGCAGAAAUGUGAUUGCAUUGGACCAAGCACUGACCCUAACCCAUUUGGGGAAGCAUGCCUUUGAUGAGAGCUUGUUGCAGUUAAGACUCUCGGGGUACUUUGCUUAUUUAGAAGAACAGUAUGAAAGCAUAGUCUACAUCUGUGAUACACCACUCAAGUCUACGUGGACCCAAACCUGUAUUGCACAAGGUGAUUGUAUACUUUUAUUAGCAGAUGCUGAAGACGAUGCUUCAAGAAUAGGUGAAUAUGAAAAGUUGCUCAUUAGUGCCAACAACUCUGCCCGGACUGACCUUUGUUUGUUACAUCCAGAUAGAUACGUUGUACCUGGGUCCGUUAGUAAAUGGUUAAAGAAUAGAAGUUGGGUGCUGGGCCAUCAUAAUCUUCAAAUGGAGGUUUCAAGGUCCAGAGUAACUCAAAGCAAACAACGGAUGAAUAUCUUCCUUGAUUUUGCUAAUAUUGUUGGGUCCAAAACGAACCCGAACUUGAAACAUAAGCUUGAAAAUGUGAAAGACAGGGCUGUGCUGACAUUUGCGAAACUUAAUGCCAGAUUCACCAAUAACCAUGAGACUAACAUGAAGGCUGCUGAUCCAUUCAAGAAUGAUUUCCAUAGAUUGGCCAGAAUCUUAUCUAACGAAGCCGUGGGGCUUGUAUUAGGAGGUGGUGGGUCUAGAGGGAUAUCUCAUUUAGGAGUGGUUAUGGCCCUUGAGAAGCAUGGAAUACCUGUUGAUUUAAUAGGUGGGACUUCUAUUGGAUCGUUUGUGGGUGGGUUAUAUGCUAAAGAUUAUAAUGUUGUGUCGAUAUUUGGUAGAGUCAAGAUGUUCUGCACUAGAAUCUCUUCUCAUUGGAGACUCAUUUUAGACAUGACAUAUCCUGUGACUUCAUAUAUUACUGGGUAUGAGUUCAACCGUGGUAUUUGGAAGGCAUUUGGUGCCUAUGAGAUUGAAGACUUUUGGAUCAAAUACUUUUGCAAUUCAACAAAUAUCACCAAUUCAACCAUGGACUUGCAUGAAACAGGAUACCUGUGGAGAUUCAUUCGGGCUUCGAUGUCUCUUGCUGGAUUGUUACCUCCCGUCACAUACAAUGGAUGUAUGCUACUUGAUGGAGGUUACAUAGAUAACCUUCCAGUUAUAGAGAUGAAGAAGAAGGGUGCCAAACAUGUGAUUGCUGUUGAUGUUGGUUCAUUAGAUGAUAGAACACCUCAAAAUUAUGGUGAUACAUUAUCUGGCUUUUGGGUGUUAUUUAAUCGGUGGAAUCCAUUUUCUAAAUAUCCUAAUGUCCCAAGUAUGAUGGACAUUCAAUUACGUUUAGCAUAUGUGGCCAGUGUCAAUGCUCUUGAAAUCGCAAAGAAGACACCAGGAGUAUAUUAUUUAAGACCACCGAUUGAUAAUUAUGCCACGUUAGAUUUUGCUAAGUUUGAUGAAAUCUAUAAAGUGGGGUUUGAAUAUGCUGAUGAACUUUUCACUAAAUGGAUAGAAGAAAAGUCGAUUCCUCCGAUAGCUGGUUUAUCUGGAGCUGAGAAUAAGUAUACCAAUCGUAGCAAAGGUGUAUUCCGCAGAAACUCAAUAUAA
Lizanozyma spartinae is the source of this 4545-nucleotide messenger RNA. RefSeq names its product lysophospholipase (gene NTE1). Lineage: Eukaryota; Fungi; Ascomycota; Pichiomycetes; Serinales; Debaryomycetaceae. Gene Ontology annotation, molecular function: phosphatidylcholine lysophospholipase A1 activity. The record is from RefSeq and is a predicted model, not a curated record. Gene Ontology annotation, cellular component: endoplasmic reticulum. The transcript has a single exon. The coding region runs from base 1 to 4545 and encodes 1514 amino acids. Gene Ontology annotation, biological process: lipid metabolic process.